AUGGCUUCUUCCUUAUUGCUGUCCAUCAUGUCUCCUUUACGUGUUGUCUUCUUCUUCUUACUCUUCUUGGUCGACACCACUUCAUCUCAUGGAGCAGGCACUUUUGCUUCCUCCACUUCUUUUCCCACUAUCAACGCGACCGGGAAUAAAGAUGAAGCAGAGGCUCUCCUGAAUUGGAAAUCUACUCUCGACAACCAUAGCCAAUCUCUCCUCUCUUCAUGGCACGGUGACAAUGCUUGCGGCUUUACCGGUGUCACUUGUGACGGUUUUGGAGCCAUCACCCAUCUAAAUAUUUUCAAUCUCGAUUUGAGAGGAACUCUAGAUGGCCUUGACUUCUUGUGCUUAACCAGUGUGGUUAGCUUUAAAUUCGCCAACAACUCAAUCUAUGUUUCCAUUCCCUCGAGUAUAGGUAACCUUUCCAAACUCAACUCUCUUGAUCUUUGCUUCAAUGAACUGUCUGGGGCAAUUCCUCCAAGUAUAGGGUUCAACAAUCUCAUCGGCUCACUUCCUCGUUCCAUCGGAAACUUGACGAGUUUAUCUCUUCUUCACCUUUCCCAAAAUGGACUUUCGAGACCCAUACCUUCAAAAAUUGGGAGGCUCACUUCACUUACCAACCUUGACCUAUCAUCCGACAAUCUCGUCGGCUCAAUUCCUCCUUCCAUCGGAAACUUCACGAGUUUAUCUUUUCUUUACCUUUCCCAAAAUGGACUUUCGGGACCCAUACCUUCAGAUAUUGGGAGGCUCACUUCUCUUAUUCAUCUUGUCCUAUUAUUCAACAAUCUCACUGGCUUAAUUCCUAGUUCCAUCGGAAACUUGACAAGUUUAUCUGCUCUUGACCUUGGUUACAACAAAUUCUUUGGUUCCUUGCCUUCUGAACUUAAUAAGUUAACACGCUGGACAUCUUUUCAUCUAUAUCAUAAUGAACUAGAGGGGGAAUUGCCAGGAGAUAUAUGCCUUGGGAGAUCAUUGCAAUAUUCCUCUAUCAACAACAAUCAUUUCACGGGUCCCAUCCCAACAAGCUUAGAGAACUGGAGCACAUUAAGAAGAUUGAGGCUAGAUGGAAACCAACUUACUGGAAACAUAACAGAAGCUUUUGGAAUAUAUCCAAAUCUAAAUUUUAUUGACUUAAGCCACAACCAUUUGAACGGAGAACUUUCAUGGAAGUGGGAGAGUUGUCGUAAUUUGAUGACCUUAAGGAUGUCAAAUAACAACAUUUCUGGCAAGAUACCCGUAAUGUUUGGAAGGAUGGCUCAGUUACAAGAACUCAACCUUUCUUCAAAUAAUUUAAGCGGAGAGAUUCCAAGAGAAUUGGGAAGCCUGCCGAUGCUGUUUAAACUCGAUUUAAGCCACAACUCGAUUAUGGGAAAGGUCCCGAUUGAGAUUGGACUUUUAUCCCAUCUGGCAUAUCUGAACUUGGCAUCAAAUAAUUUGAGCGGAUUGAUACCGGUGCAGCUAGGCUCAUGCAAAAGCUUGUUGAGCUUGAACUUGAGCAGAAACAAAUUUUGGAGAAGCAUUUCUCUUGAGAUAGGCAACGCACAGUUCCUUGAGGUUCUUGACUUGAGUCAUAAUUUGUUGAUUGGAAACACACCGGAAGUACUUGGACAGUUGAGAAUGCUGCAACUUCUAAAUAUCUCCCACAAUGGCCUUUCCGGUUCUAUUCCACAUACUUUUGGUGAUAUGUCAGCCUUAACUUCCAUCGAUUUAUCCUACAAUAACCUGGAAGGUCCUCUCCCAAAUAUCAAAGCUUUCAAUGAGGCUCCAUUUGAGGCAAUUCAACAUAACAAAGGGCUCUGUGGAAAUGUCGUUAGCCUACCCAAAUGCAAUUCUACUGAGAGUUUCUACGAUCGAAUCAUCGAGGCCACGGAAGGAUUUGACUCCAAGUACUAUGUGGGUGAAGGAGCACAUGGAAUCGUUUAUAAAGUCGAGAUAUUAGAAGGUCAAACGAUUGCUGAGAAGCAAAUCUCUUCAUCCGAAGACGAUAGUGAGAUUGUUGAUUUGAUACCAUUUGAAAGGGAAAUUGAAGCCUUAACAAACUUACGCCAUCACAACAUCGUGAAAUUUUAUGGAUUCUGCUCUCAUGUCCAACGCUGUUUUUUGGUGUAUGAGUACAUGGAAAGAGGAAACUUGAGAACAACUUUAAACGAGGAUGAAAGAGCAAAAGAAUUUCAAUGGAACAAGAGGGUAAAUGUCGUCUGA
Molecule: messenger RNA, 2196 nt
Organism: Syzygium oleosum
Lineage: Eukaryota; Viridiplantae; Streptophyta; Magnoliopsida; Myrtales; Myrtaceae
Product: MDIS1-interacting receptor like kinase 2-like
Exons: 3
Coding region: 1-2196 (731 amino acids)
Biological process (GO): protein phosphorylation
Molecular function (GO): protein kinase activity; receptor serine/threonine kinase binding; ATP binding
Source: RefSeq, a predicted model, not a curated record